AUGAAUUAGUAUGGAUUGACGGAAAAAUUAUCAGAAGAAUAAAAAAGAAAAUUACAUGAAUUACAUCUCAUUCAAUAAAGAGAAUUAUCUGAAUUAAUAAGAAGACAUUAAGAAGAAUAAUUAUUGAUAUUUGAAUAAUGGAAGAAAGAAGAAUAAGAGUCUCAAAAUUAAUCAAAAAUUUUUUCUAUUAAAGAUGAUAAAAAUUCUAUAUUAAAUUACAAACCAUAUACCUUAAGUUAAUAUAAACUAUUGAAAUUAUAACCAAUAUUAAAAAAUCCUGGUUAAGGAUUGGGUCCAACAUUAUCAAUAGAGAAAUGGUAGAAAUAAAAGGAUAAAAUGGAUAGAAUGCUUGAAUUUGCAGAACAUGUAUUAACUUCAAAGAUAUUUAAAGGUUAAAGUAGAGCAUAGAUAAUUUAAAUAAAGAAUUCCAAAAAGUGAACCAAAACAAGUAACUGUUAGAUAAAAAGGUUUAGAAUUUGCAAGGAAUAUUUUAAAACCAAUUGCACCUUCUCCAAUGAGAAAAAAAUCAAUAUCGAAAAAUUCAGUUGAAAAUGAUGAAUUAAUUGAAUAUGAAAUGAGAAAUUAAUUAUUAAAAGAAUAGAUAGGUAAAAUGAAAUGA
This is a messenger RNA of Paramecium sonneborni, 619 nucleotides long. Lineage: Eukaryota; Ciliophora; Oligohymenophorea; Peniculida; Parameciidae. The record is from the annotation of a GenBank genome assembly.